Messenger RNA from Gymnodraco acuticeps, 5150 nucleotides. RefSeq names its product fibronectin-like. The transcript is spliced from 21 exons. NCBI's taxonomy places the organism in Eukaryota, Metazoa, Chordata, Actinopteri, Perciformes, Bathydraconidae. Gene Ontology annotation, molecular function: protein binding. The record is from RefSeq and is a predicted model, not a curated record. The coding region runs from base 1 to 5061 and encodes 1686 amino acids.
AUGUCUGUGGGCUUUGGAGCAGGAGAGGGCCAGUUGAAAGUGGGGCAGCAGACACAACAUGUUUUGGCUACAGGAUGUAGUAUAGAGUCAGUGACUUCUCCUUCAGCUUCAACACUGAAUGUGAUAUGGAGCAGCUACAGUGGAGCUACGGUAUAUUGUCUGGACCUGAGGGUUGUGAACUCCACCAGCAUCGCCCCAGUGGUGGUGAUGCAGUAUGCACCCAGCACAAAGAGGCUGAUUCAGGGUUUGAAACCCGGACAUGACUAUAAUGUCACACUGAAGGUCUUCCAAUACACCCAUGUGGUGUGCACACACUUUGAAAUCACUAAGACAGUGGUACAGCCACCAACAGGAGUGUCCAUAAAUACGACGGGGAAGAGCACAGCUCGAGUGACGUGGAACACUGUUAGUAAAGUCUUGCUUUAUCAAGUGGCCGUGAGUGACAACGACAAGCCCAACGAUCAGCCGGUCAUCAGAAACACCACAACAACCACAACAACCACCAUGGACAUCAGUGAUCUGGAGCCCUGUUCCAGAUACACAGUGGGAGUAUCAUCACUCAACAGCUUCUUGGUUCCUGGGGAGCCCUCUGCUGUUACAUACAACACCUCUACUAUUAACCCGGUGACGACAGUCUCAGCUGAGUACAGCUGCACGAGCGGCUUGGUGACAGUAACUUGGGAUUUGGUAUUCGGGGCCAACUUGUACAGGGUAACGGCCACUGAUGGCACUGGUGCGGCCCUUAACUGCACAUCGGCCUCCACAAGCUGCCACAUCACCAUGCUCAAAUGUGGUGAGGAGUACCAGGUCCAUGUAACAGCCAUCUCAGACGACUGUGAGAGCAUCUCCAACGUCCAUUCCCUGUUCGAGACAGUCUCCUGUGCUCCUGCUAAUCCCGAGACAAGUCACGAUUGUUCGAGCAAUGUGAUCAUCUUUAGCUGGCAGCCCACCAACAACACCCGCUACUAUGUGGCAACGGCUGUGGACAAAAGUGGCCAAAUAACUGAGUGCAGGACGGCAGACAGCAAGUGUUUAUUCACUAACACUGGCUGUGGUCAGUUUUACAAGUACACUGUUUAUGCCGUCAGCGAUGUAUGCAACAGCGAAGCCAGCAAUCCUGAGUUUGUCCGGACCUCUCCUUGUCUCCCAACAAACGUUAGGACAGGAGAUGGUUGUCACUCUGAAAUGUUGAUCACAACCUGGGACUCUGCAGCAGGAGCUCUCUCUUACACUGUAGAAGCACAGGGGAACACUGAAGAAACCUACAACUGCACCUCCUCCACCAACAGCUGUGCGAUAAUGGGAGUUCCAUGUGGUGAACAUCUCAGUGUGUGGAUCGUUGCCUCCAAUGACAACUGCUCCACUGAAAGGGUACUGGGAGACAUUGCUCAGACUGUUCCCUGCAAGCCAAUUAAUGUGUCAGUAUCAGUUGACUGCAGCCAAGACUCUGCUAGAGUUAACUGGAUGACGAACAUUGGUGUUAUAUUCUACGUUGCCGUCGCUGAGGAUGACAAUGGGAAUGUGCACAGUUGCAAUUCAAUGGGCACCAACUGCUUGAUCGAAGACCUGAGAUGCGGACAGAAUUACACUGCCAGCGUUAUCGGCACCAAUAUAAAGUGCAACAGCAGCUCCAGUAACCAAGUUAGCUUUAUGACAGCUCCUUGUCCUCCAACAAAUAUUGAGGCGUUCAGAGACUGUGAUGCCAACCAUGCUCUGAUAGUGUGGCAGAACCAUAAGCCCACAGGCCUCUACACAGCAACCAUAGUGGAUAAGAGCGGGGAUCAGCUCAACUGCACCAGCAACACGGUCAACGACUGUAAAAUCCGCUCUCUGCCCUGUGGAAAGACAUACAACGUCACCGUCACCUACGAUAAUGGAAACUGUCAGUCCACCUCGACACAAAUCACCAUGGACUCAGUGCCAUGUGGUCCUGAGGAUGUGAUGGCCAGUGUGGCCUGUGUUACCGGCGAGCUGACGGUCACCUGGAACAUCUCAGUUCCUACAGAGAACUACACCACCAUCAUCUCCAGAGGAAUGGGUCAGCCUCUGUACUGUAACUCUACAGAGACCCAGUGCAUCACAGAAGGGUUGAUGUGUGGAAGCAUCUACUCUGUGAUCGCCUUCUCUGUCACCGGGACAUGCUUCAGUCUGCCCAGCGCAGAGGUCACAGUGCAUACAUUGCCGUGUCCUCCCACAAACGUCACAGCCAUGCACACAUGUGCUUCGGAUCCUGUUCCUGUGUCAUGGGUGGCCAGUGACAGCGCCAAAUACUACACUGCUGUCGCUGUGAGCGGCGGGGGUCACAGGUCACAGUGCAUGACCAACAACACUUCCUGCAGCCUCCCUGGACUCCUGUGUGGGGAGGUUUACACUAUUGGUGUGUCAGGAGUUGAUGACAACUGCACAGGUCAACUGAGUGACACUGUCUCUUUAAACACAGAGCCAUGUUCUCCCUCUAAUGUAUCCAGUCAGCGGAUGUGUAGCGCUGCCACUGCGCAGGUAUCCUGGCCACCUAGUGCCAACGCAGUGAGCUAUACCCUGGAAGCCAUCAGCAGCGGACAGAACCUCACCUGCAGCAGCUCCAGCCCAAACUGCACUCUGAGUAACCUGGUCUGUGGACAGGCCUACGACAUCCUUGUGACUGCCACUGAUGGCACAUGCGUUAGCAACUACAGUGCCCCCUUCAGACAAAACCCAGUACCAUGCCCUCCAGAGGACUUCAGUACGAGCCUGAUCUGUGGCACGAAUGAUGCAACGGUCAGCUGGAACAUUUCUUCGGCUGUGCCCCUCAACUACAGUGUCGCUGCUGUGCCUCUGGCUGAAAAUAUCAGUUCAGUCUUAUGCCAAACUAGCAGUGGCAGCUGUAGGCUGAUCGGUCUUCAGUGUGGAGAGACUUAUAAUGUGUCUGUCAAAGCUUCCUCUGGCAGCUGCAGUGGACAAUUUAGCCCCCCACAGACUGUUGAGACAGCACCCUGCCCACCUCAGAGUUUAACAGCAGUGACAGACUGUGGCACAAACUCUGUCCUGGCGUCCUGGAAUGCCUCUGUUGGUGCCACCUCCUACGCAGCGACAGUGAUGGGCCCCAACGGCUUCUCUGAAACCUGCUCCUCUUCAAACCUCACAUGCUCUGUCUCCGGCCUGCAGUGUGCCAGCCAGUACAACGUUACAGUGAAAUCCCAGGGGAACUGCAGCAGCUCUCCCAGUCAAACUGUUGUGAUAACAGAACCAUGUGACCCUAUCAAUGUGACCAGUGUCCUCCAGUGCGGUUCGGAUGCAGCCACGGUGUCCUGGGAAGCUGCUGCCGGGGCCGUGGCCUACACUGUACUCGCUCGAGAGGACAGCUCUCCGCAUUAUACUUCCUGUAGGAGCAAUACGACUUCCUGUCAGCUGAACCAGCUGCAGUGCGGAAAGGUUUACAACCUGACUGUGAUUGCUGAGGAUGCCACCUGUAACAGCACUGGAAGCAUCAGUACAAUCCUGAUGACAGCUCCCUGCUCUCCCUCAAUCCAGAACAGCACCCUCAUCUGUGGUACCAAUUAUUCCUCUCUGUCAUGGACGCCGAUGGCUGAUGUCACAAGUUACGUAGUUAAUGCGACAGCACCAAACGGGCACACAGUUUCAUGCAGCUCAGCUACUGCUACAUGCACCCUGACAGAUCUGCUCUGCAGUCAAACCUACAUGACCACAGUCAUUGCACGAGGAAGCCAGUGCGACAGUGCACCUGGCUCAAGCACCAACAUUACCACAGCCCCCUGUUCUCCAAGAAUUGUAUCAAAGCAAUAUACGUGUGGCAGCAACACAGCAGAGUUCAGUUGGACUGACCCUGUGGGACACCUCAGCUUCCUGGCUCAGGUAGCAGGAGGAGGCCAUCAGGAUAGCUGCCAGACAACAAACACUAAUUGUUCAUUCCACAAUCUUCCCUGUGGCUUGGAUUUAAAUGUAACCGUCCAGGCUCAGGGGGAGCAGUGCAUCAGCACCCCCAGUGUCAGCGAAUCUCUGGAAACAGUCCCGUGUGCCCCGCAGAAUGUUAGCGCCACACUGGUUUGUUUCAACCACUCAGCCCUGGUCUGGUGGGUAGGAAGCCCCAGUGCUGUGGGAUACAAUGUGACAGUGACGAGCAGGGAUGGACACGCACACCACUGCCACACCAACACUACCAGCUGUCCACUACCUGACAUCCACUGCGGUGAAACCUAUAACAUCACAGUCACACCAUACUCUGAGACAUGCACAGGACAACAAAGUGCAGCUUACAUCUUUAAAGCAGGUCUUUGCGCUCCCAGUAAUGUCACCGUGUCUCUGACUUGUGACGACAGCACUGUCUCAUGGUCUCAUGUAACAGGGGCUGAGAUGUACAUUGCAACAGCAACUGCAAAUGAUGGAAACAAUCACACUUGCAGUUCUAACUAUUCCAACUCGUGCAAUUUCACUGACCUCCACUGUGGGGAAACCUAUAAUGUUACUGUUGUGACUGUAGACAGAGGCUGCUGGAGCGAGCCCAGCUCAGCCGUGGAGCUGAGAACAGCUCUGUGUCCACCUACCAACUUGCUGGGCCAAGUUAGUUGCGAUGAUAACACCCUGAGCCUCACAUGGGACCAGAGUCAGGUGUCAGGGACCAACUACACUUUACACACUGAGAGGAUAGGCACCCCCACUCCUUCAGUGCUCACUACCUCUAAUACCUCACACACUUUGACCAACCUGCUGUGUGGACAGAGAUAUGCUUUCCGCGUGGCAGCACAGGAUGGAAACUGCCGCAGCAGCUACAGUCCGCCCAUAGAAAUAAGCACAGCUCCUUGUCAGCCAACCAACCUGACUGCUCAUGUGGGCUGUGGGACAAACAGAGGGAACUUCUCCUGGUCUGAGAGCAGUGGAGCAGCUUUCUACACUGUGGAGGUGGCGGGAGAGCACGGAUACGUCACAUCCUGCUCCUCCAAUGACACCUCCUGCUCUGUGAGACUUCACUGUGGCAGGGAGUACACAGCUACACUGGUAGCUUCCACUAACAGCUGCAACAGCAGCAAACAUACUGACAUUACUUUUGAGUCCGGUAAGAUAUAAAGGAACUGUUCCAUGACAUUACAUGACAUGUUACAUGUUAGACGCUUUUAUCCAAAGCGACUAACAUACUCAAUACUGUGGGCAAUCAC